AUGGAGUCGAUGCACUGGGCGCGCCCCACAAACGACAAGUGCCCUCUGAGAUGGCAUGGGGUUGUCAUGGCUUGUGGGACCAAACAUGGGCAAAGACAAAGCAAGAAGGAUCAGGUCGAGGUCUAUCGCUUCAACGGACAGCUACUUCCACGUCGCGACCGAGAGCGGAAAGGGCUGACCGCUUCCUUGUUGUCUUGGGAAGAGUGGCCCACCAAGGAGGAGCUCAUCUCGGCACUGGAUCUACAACUGGAGAACGGAGGUGGCUUGGUCUUAGUCCACGGGGGUCCCGGAAGCGGCAAGACGGAGUUGGCCGCGCACGUCCGCGCCUGGGCCAACGAGCAUGACCUGACCGUGCUCGCUGGUCAAAACCAGAGUCCCACCGGGACGAUCACGGUGCCGAGGCUUUGUUGGCAGGAGGUCUUCGGGGCCUUGCUGAAGGAAGCGCGUGCCGAUCCGUUUUGGAAUCCGAAGAAUGAGUCGGCCAACGAUCGGGAGAUCUUGCGACGGCUCCUAGACGUGGCCGGCGCCACGAAGGAACUGCUGGCGUGGUUGCCCGUGCUGCGGCUAUUCUUUCCCGGGCUUUACUUUGGGCCCAACGUGGUGAACGCCAUGGUCGAACGGGACGGCCUGCAUGCGACGCGGCCUUCGCGGGUGGUCACGCUCUGCAAGAUGUUGAUCAGUGCCUUUGCGAGGCACUCGACCACCAGCAACGGCACCGUGGUUCUGCUUCACUUGCGUCGUUCCACCUCCUUCUUUGGCCAAUCAGAUGACUACGAUGAGAGAAUCGUGGAUGGGAUCAUGGAGCUCACGGAGCUUCGAGGCGCCAAGCCGUUGAUCUUUUGCCUGGUCGCCCGGGAGGCGGGACUGCCCUCCAAGGCGGUUCAGCCACGUGCGAGGCAAGUCAGCGGCGAAGUGCGAGUCAACAACCUCUCGCUGGACCUCACUGAGAUGUAUGUCCAGCACAUGGUCCAAGCGACCGAGGGCGUCCACCCAGACCUCCUUCAGUACAUCUUCGAGAGCAGCGGCGGGAACCCCUACGGCACCCAGCUGGUGCUCUCGGAGCUCCAGCAGCGAGGCACCGUGCAGGUCCUCGAGGGCCGCCUGGAGAUCGAUGGCACGGGCCGCCUGCGUCAGGAGUACCCACAGGUGCUCAUUGGCAUGGCCUUGGCCACCUUUGAGAAGUUGCCUCAUCGACAGCAGGACUUG
Molecule: messenger RNA, 1206 nt
Organism: Durusdinium trenchii
Lineage: Eukaryota; Dinophyceae; Suessiales; Symbiodiniaceae
Source: the annotation of a GenBank genome assembly